AUGUCUGAUGACCGUACUGAUUCUGAAUCUACAUCCAAUACUACUACUAAUAAUAAUAAUAAAUCCCGUUCUCUGUUGCGCCAUGUACGUGCACCAUUUGUUGGUAAAAAUUGUAACCGACAUCGAACAGAUACAACAGACGAGUCUUCAUCAGUGGCAUUAAUUCAUGAAAAAAAUCAAUUAUUUGAUAAUACUAAUAUCGAACAACUUUCAUCAACAUAUCAUUUGAAAGAAAGUUUAAGAACUAAGACACCAAUUUCAUUAUCACAUCGUUUAUCUUUAUUCAAUCAAAUUAAAUCACAUAUUAUUGGAUCUCCUAAAUAUCGUCGAUCUAUCUCAUCAAUAUGGAAUGAUAAUAAUAAACAUUUAUCAUUACCAUCUGUUAUUUCUAUUACAGAGGCAAAAUCAUCGUCUACAAAUGAAGGUAAUCAAAAUUCAGUAAAAAAUGAAAUUGAUUCAUCUUCACAAUUAUCUCCGAUUGUUAAUACAAGUAUUCAAAAUGGUUCUGAAACAACGAUGAUAUUAAAUGACUCCUUAAGUAUGGUUAUUGAGGAUGAACGAGAAAAAAAUCAAACACCAAUAAAUGGACUUAAUCGAAAAUUAAGUUCAAGUCGAGUGAGUUUAAAUAAGUUAAAAGAAGAAAUAAGUCAACGUGCACGCACUGUGAUGACUAUAUCACCAUCACUUACAUCAAUUUUAACAAAUGCAUCAUCAGGCAAUAAUAAUAAUAAUGAUAAUACUAUUGAACAAGUUUAUUGGACUGAAAUUAGUAUUGAAAGUGCAAAAGAUUUAGCUGCUAAAGAUAUGAAUGGUUCAAGUGAUCCAUAUGUAAAAGUUUUAUAUGGUACAGAAGAAAAAUAUGAAACAAAUAUUGUAUUAAACAAUUUAAAUCCAGUAUGGAAUGAAAAAUUUACAUUUUUUGUACAUGAUAUAAAUAUUCCAAUCUAUUUUAAUAUAUUUGAUCAUGAUCGUAUUGGACGUGAUGAACCAAUGGGUAUAACAAAAAUUGAUUUAUCUAAAUUACCAUUAGAUAUUUUAUAUGCUGCAACACUUGAAUUAGAAGAUGAACGAAGAAAUGAUGGAAAAACUGGUGUACUUAAAAUUAGUAUUACAAUAACACCAAAAUCAAUUGAAUUUCGUGAUGAAGUUCUUCGUACAUUGUCAAAACAAUCACAACAACGAUCACAAAUUCGUAGUCGUUCAAGAUCAAAUAAUGCAGUUAUACAAGCUCGACGUACAAUUGAUGUCUUUAUAAUUCAAGGAAGAAAAUUAAAGUCAACCGAUGUUAAUAAACCUUGUAGUCCUUAUAUUAAACUUAAAUUUGAUAACGAUAAAAAAUGUCGAACACAAACAAUAAAAUCGAAUUGUAAUCCUGAAUGGCAUCAAUCAUUUAUGUAUGAAACAUAUCUUAGUGAACUUCCUCCAUUAGAAUUAAGUGUUUUUGAUGAUACUAAUACUUCAGGAGAGUUUAUUGGCCGAGCAAUUUGUAAUUUAGCUCAUUUAGAUGAAGAGCGAACACAUCUAAUACCAGUUGAUCUUGAAGAUGGUGCUGGUAUAAUUGAUUUAUUUGUAACAAUAACAAGAACAACAGCAUUACAAGAAGCCACUAGUGAUGGUGAUAAUUCAUCUAAUAUUGCUCUUGAUUGUAUUCCACCUAAAUUAUCUGAGGAAGAUGUUGAAAAAUAUAGUUUUUUUUCUACGCUUCGAUCAAUAGCUUCAAUACUUGAUGUUGGUAAACUUGAAAUCAAAAUUUAUCAAGCCCGUGAUCUUAGUUCAAAAGAUAUAAAUGGUAAAUCAGAUCCAUUUUGUCUUGUUGAACUUGAUUCAAAUCGUUUACGCACACAUACUUUGUAUAAAACACUUGAUCCUGUUUGGAAUAAAUCAUUUAUUAUACCUGUACAAGAUAUUCAUUCUAUACUUCAAUUAACAAUUUAUGAUGAAGAUACAAAUAAAAAUACUGAAUUUAUUGGAAAAGUUGCAAUACCAUUAUUAGCUAUAAAAAAUGGUGAAAAGAAAUGGAUAGCAUUAAAAGAUCGAAAAAGUAUGCUACCUGUUAAAGGUGCUAUUGAAAUAGAAGCAACACUUGUUUAUACAAAUCUUAAAGCAGUGAUUCGAACAUUUAAUCCAAGACAAAAAUCAUAUUAUCAAAUCGAUGAAAAAUUCAGUGUUGGUGCGAUAAAACAACAUGUAACACGUAUUCAAAAUAUGCUCAAAGGUAUAGUUAAUCUAGUGAAAUUUAUUGAUGAUUGUUUUCAAUGGGAAAAUCCAUGGUUGAGUUUUGCAGUUUUUAUGGCCACACUUGUUAUUGUUUGGAAUUUUGAAUUAUAUAUGUUACCUUGUGUACUUUUGUUAUUUUUGGCGCGAAAUGCAGUUAAAGAAUAUCGUCGAGGUCGUUUUGGAAAACCAUAUGCUACGUUAGGUAACGAAACAGUAUCAGUCCUUGUACAACCAGCUCCUGUAGAUGAAGAAAUCUUGGAUGGUGAUGUUAAUACAAAAGAACAAAAGAAAUCAUUUUUGAGUGUUAUACAAAGUAUUCAAGAAACAGUUCUUGAAAUACAAGGUUAUGUAGAUAUGGUUGCUUCAACAUUAGAACGGAUUAAAAAUUUAUUUAAUUUUACUGUUCCUUGGUUAUCCAUUCUCUUUUUUAUUAUACUUAUACUUGGUGGAGUAAUACUCUAUUAUAUUCCACUUCGAUAUUUAAUUCUUGCAUUUGUUAUUAACAAAUUUACAAAACGAUUUCGCAAACCUAAAGGUUAUAUUGAUAAUAAUGAAGCAGCUGAUUUUAUAUCCCGAUUACCUUCUGAUAUUGAAUUAAUGCGAUAUCGAGAACUUAAAAUUCUUACUCCAUCAUCAACACAAAAAAAGAAUAAAGGAUCGACUACAAAUAACAAAUAA
Molecule: messenger RNA, 2895 nt
Organism: Rotaria sp. Silwood1
Lineage: Eukaryota; Metazoa; Rotifera; Eurotatoria; Philodinida; Philodinidae
Source: the annotation of a GenBank genome assembly